GGGGUUCUGUUAAAUUGUUACUGAGCAGGAGAAUGCCUGAACCCUGAGAGUGGAAGGAGGGGGGAGACAAGGGGAUCAUCCGGAGCUUUGUCUGAGAUUUCAUCAUACUCUGUAUGAGUGAGGACGAUGAAGGCACUGGGGGCAGCCGGGGAGACAAAGCACCUUGUGGCCACCUGAGACAAUGCUGCCAGUGCUGAGGCAGUAGCCCCGGAGCUCGCCACCACGUGUGGGAUGCUUGCCUCCUGUAAGUUUGGGAAAGUGUGCUGCAGACACAGGAGGGGCAUUGUGUACUAGCAGUGGGGAGGUCCCAGACUAGUGCUGUCUGCUGAAGAUGAGGGGCUGCACACACUGAUCGCGGCUGCAGGAGACGCACUACUCGGAGCGCUGACACCGCCACCUCUCCCCGGAGCCCCUGCAAUGACAGCUGUCGCCUACAUGGACUUCGUAGCUGCUCAGUGCCUGGUCUCUAUCUCCAACCGAUCUCAUCACCCUGAGGACCAGGAGGUGAAAGGAGCGCAGCCCCUGUCCCCCAGCCUAGAAGCCCCGUCAGCACCUGCCAAGAUGACCGAGCCAGAGCAGAGUGUGCACCAGCCGGGGGUGACCAAGGAGCAGCACCAUGACGGCCCCGGGGACGCCUGGAAGGACUACUGCACCCUGCUCACUAUAGCCAAGAGCCUGCUGGAGUUGAACAAGUACCGGCCCCUGCCCUCACCCGUGUACAGUGACGAGGAGCUGAGCUCGGACAGUGACGUGACCACCGAGUCCGGCCACAGCUACAGCAGCAGCAGCACUACUCUCAGCAGCCUCACGGACUACAGCCCCGAGCCAGACUCCUCGCAGGCACGCCCACCCAGCCCGGACACGCCCAGCAGCUCCCCGCCACGCCCCGCCGGCUCCUCAAGUGAGAAGAGGCACAGGUGCCCCUAUACUGGCUGUGGCAAAGUGUAUGGCAAAUCCUCCCAUCUCAAAGCCCAUUACAGAGUGCACACAGGUGAACGUCCAUUUCCAUGCACAUGGCCCGACUGCCUUAAAAAGUUCUCCCGGUCAGAUGAGCUGACUCGCCAUUACCGGACGCACACGGGUGAGAAGCAGUUCCGAUGUCCCCUGUGCGAGAAGAGGUUUAUGAGAAGUGACCACCUGACCAAGCACGCCCGUCGCCACACAGAUUUCCAUCCAAGCAUGAUAAAAAGGUCCAAGAGGUCCAACUCAACCUUUAUCUGAGUAUACAAUCAUAGAGUAACCAAGCUGUUAAAUGAAAAUCUCAGCUGCUGUACAUAUCAUCUUCUUGCAUCUUGUCAAAGGAAAUGUAGCAGUUUAACAUUCAUGCUUCUGCAGCAGUGUAUUUAAAGGAAAUUGCUGCCCAGUUUCUUUUGGUGGCAUCCAACUCUAGGUAUUUUUCUUUGUAGUGGUGUGAUCUGUACCAUCACGGUUUUGACUGUACGAUCGUUUGUGCUUGCGCUGGCAUGCAUAUGUGUUUAUGAAAUAGAAACCACAAUGGAUUAGCUUUACAUUUGUGAACCAAGUAUGAGGACACUUGCAUAGAUAUAUAAGGGAAUCCUUUUUUCUCGUUGAUGAAAUUCGGAACAUAUACAUUUUAUGAAGCAAGCUGGUAUAGAACAAGCUUGAACUUGUUUUCUUGUGGAAUCAUGUCUUACAAAUGUCUUGAAAUCUGUGUUUUAUUGUUGAUGGAAUAUUGAUCUCCCUAUAAUAUGGAUAAAUGCAAUGACCUCCAUUGACUGGGGCACUUUUCUAGGACCUGCGCAAUUAUGGUGAAGGAAAGAAGAAAGAGGAGUCAACGUAAAGCUAAUUAAGCGCUGGUAAGCGUAUUCGGGGGCGCUCUGCCACCCUGACUCUCACCUGUUCGGAGGUUGGGGAACACAUGUUGUUAAGGGGAGAUGCAAUACUCAGUAACCAAGUUUAUAUUCAGUAUACAAGACACACGUCCUGCAGUGGGAGUCUUUUCAUGCCAUGCCCAGCUUUCGGGCAAAUUUUGUCUCUGCGUCCAGUUUGACUGCAUCUUCUAAGGACUUACAUGCAGCUGUGUAAGAGACACUGAAUGAACAUAUAUGCCUUUACUCUGCAAGAUUAAAUGAAAAUUAUCUGAGGGUCAUUUUAAUAGAAUUGUACAUUGCUAUGCACAUUUUGUUUUCAACAUAGCAAUGGCAACCAGUUCUUGCAAAACCAGAAUGUUUGUCUGGGCUGUUGACAGAUGCAUUGCUGUCUUCUUAGUGCUUCGUUUCAGAGCACUGGGACACUAAGCAGUGUAAACUUGCUAGGAGUCUAUUGCAUAGAUCAAUGCCAGGCAGUUGGUCUGUCACUGCAUCCACUACAGUAUCGCACUUUCCGAUUGUGGGACGACACUGCAUGUACAGACGGACAGAAAGUGUCACUCUAUUAAAUGCCUCACUAUUGUGUCAUUUAGGUUCUUAAUAUGAUUAUAAAAUUCACGUUUACAUCAUUUCAUUUGGUAGCCAGCUGCGCCAAAUUGAAUGAGGACUUUUUGCACCUUAUGUUUUCAGUGAUAAUUUCACAUGACGCCUAUAUUUGUAGACUUGUUCCAUACUGGGGAGGCUGACCAUUAGUGUGAGGGUCUCUUCAGCGGUGAGGGAGGGGGGGGUAACUAUGCAGAGUUUGGCCACACAGGCAGUUUACAAAUUUCAUGUCUUUGUACAAACAAGAUUAGGUCCAUUCCAUGUUCACAUUAGAUAUAAGCACUCCGAUCACUCCACAGGUUCCUAUUUAAUAAAUAGAAAGGACUGUUGUGAAAAUUGUCCACAGAAUAGAGUGGCCCAUUUUAUGUAUUUUAUUAACCCAAAUUCUAGAGAUAUCGUGUCACAAACCAUUCAAAACAACCUGCUCAGAUUUUCUAUAUUUUCUUUUCGUUUACUGAUUCACUUAGCCUUUAAAAGAAAUUUCAUAUGUGCACGGGAAUGGAACAUUCGAUGUAAUUCUGAUCCCAGAUAUGAUAUCAUAGCCCUUGGGACAAUUUUAUAGUCAUACAAGUGCCAAGGGUCUUGUUUUUAUACUGUUUUAUAGAAUUUUCACAUGGCUCCAGUGCCUCCUUCAUUGGGUGUCUUCAGAGCAUUUCAUUCAGUAAAACGUACAUGUGACUGAGUCUCCUGCACAAGUAGGGGGGUUGAUAGUCAAUCGUAAAAACUAGGGGUUCUGUGUCAGUAUAACAGAAGAUACAAGCCUGAAUGUGACUUGCAUUCCUCCUUGUGCAGAAUUUGGAUAGAACGGUGCAGAACUAGAGGUACAGCACAGCAGGCACCUUGUUUUUACUUUUAUUUCGUACUCUUCCUUAAUGACAAAUUACUAAUACACAAUAUGCAAUCAUAUAUCUGUCUUUAGGCCAUAGAAAGACUGUUGCAAAAAUACACUACAGUUCAACUAUACUAUGAAAUAAGGAAUGUCAGGAAAAAAUAAACAAAAAACCAUUAUACACUUUCUACCUCUGUUUCAGUUUUUGAAACACCUAUUUCUUUAUUCCACAUAACAAAAUAAUUCUUCCAGAAACAAAACAACCAGAUUUAGAAAAGAAAAAAAAUAGCAAAAAAAAGAAAAAAAAUUAAAAAGGAACUUGAAAAAAAAAAUGGUAUGGUUUGGUUUAACCUUUUUCUUAUUUACUGCCAGGGGCAGCAUGUGGUUUUAGAGGGAGAUCUUUGUAAAAGGCUAAAUGAGGACAACUACAAGCAUUUCUGGUUUUGCACAUUGAGCAGAAAUUUAAAAAAAAGAGAGGAGCUUAACAUCAACAAGCACAAAUUCUAUAUGGUGACUUCAUGUAUCAUGUUAUCGAAAUCCUUGUGGGGGUUUUCCUGUACUUUCAUUUUCAAACCCCCCGAGCUCUGUGUGUGAUCAUUGAGAUAAUACUGUCUGUCUGUUAAGUAGUUGACAUAAGAUGUUUGAGCAUUGUAUUAUACAGCAUCCUGACAUGCUUUAAAGGUGUAUAGGUACAGUACAGGUUUCAAUUGGAUUUGUAGUGGUGAUUAUGAACAGCUAUAUAAAAACAAGCUUCAACGCGUUUCAGCUUAUAAAUACAACCACAUCACUUUGUUUUAAGUUUGAGAUAAGUGAACUUUAGUCAAGGUGACAUUAAGGAGGUGAUGUUAAUUUUGUGAUUGAAUUACGACGCAUGUGUCUUUACCACUUCUGAUGAAAACAUUGUUUUUAUAACCUUUUAUAACACUUUGCUGUGGCUUUAAAUUGAGAGGGACGCCUAGAGCUCCAUAGUGUCGAAUUCAGGAAUAAUAAUACUUGUUUCAUGCAUGGAAUUCCAUCAUUCUGCUUUUUUUUUUUAAACAUCUUUGUAAUGCUCAGUACAAAACUGGUGAACAACAAGGACAAGAACGACAUUCCAAGAAAACCAGUCUACGCCCUCACGAGGCAGAAGGAAUCAAACCAUAAAUCUAAUUUAACAGGAAUUUUACUUACCGUGGCAUCUACAGUGCAAUGUCCAGUCAUUAUCACUGUAAAAGAAAUGGCUCUGGGCAAUAAACUUCUGAAUUAUUAACGUUUGGGAAGUCAUUGUAUAGUUUACAUGUCUCAACAUUACAUAGAAGAUUUUCUUUUUUACCUACUUGUAUCAUAGUCUGGCCAUCUAGCCUUAGUAGAGAUUAGCCAGGCAAACCACAGGCCUUAAAGCAAACCUUUCAUGUGUUUUAUACUGCUCUAUCUAUCUGAAAGCAUGAUAUGAUAGAAGGAGAGUAACUGAGUUUUAUAAUAUAUAGGAUUAUAUGAUUUGGUGUAAAUAUUGACAGGACUUAUAAGAGAUAGAGUGAAAGCCCAUGGACACUACAGAAAUCCAGCAAGGAAUUUCCUUACUGAAUUCCGUCAGCAGAUCCACUAAGUCUUGUGCUAAAUUUAAGUGUCGAAAAGAAAAGCCCCAUUGACUAAUGGGCCUUUCCAACUGGAUUCUGCUGAAAGAAUGAACAUGUUCAUUCUUUCUGCGGAAUCCAGAUCCAUGUUGGAAGUUCUGCUAUGGAACCUCUGUAGUGUGCACUAAGCAGCAGAAUCCUCUAAGAUCAGUAAGAUUCUACUGCAAGUGGAUUCUGCUCAGAAUCAACUCCAAGCAGAAAAUUUGUAGGGUGCAUGAGCCCUAUGAGUGGGUGCAUGGGCCCUAAGAGUCCCCCACCCACACCAAGUUCUCGACAGCUUUCCCUGCAUCACUGUAUGUAGAGAAGGUUGUCACUAUGUGUAGGUGUGAUCAUCAGGAUUCUCAAUGUCUCUCCAAGGAUUCCCUUUAUCAUAUGCAGCUUCCAGAUAGGGUUGCAUAAAUCACCUGUCAGGUUCAGUUCAGAGUGUAAUUCUAGUUUGGCAAUGUUUACACGUUAACAAAUGCUUUCUGCCCUUACACGGUUUAAUAGUUGAUCUUAUAUGCUGAUCAAACCCAUAGUUGGCCCAUGUAUGGCCAGCUACAGAGUGCGUCUGGCCAAAAGGAGCACUCACUAUUGCACAAGGAGAUUUUCCAAAAUGCUGGAAAACCUCCUUGCACUUAGGAAAAAAAACUUUCUUUUUCUUAUAGAAGGAGGAAGGAUUGAAAAGCUAAAAUGCCACUGUUGUCAAGAGGUCUUUUUGAAGAUAUCUCCCAAAUCAUAGUGGGUUUAAUAAGGAUGUGAACACUUUUGCUACCAAAAAGAAAUGCUCAGUUAUUUUGUGUGUACAGCUCCCAUGCAGACUAUGAACAAACCCUUUAUGUAAUCUGAUCCUCUAUUCAUUUGUUACUCCACUUCUCUUUUUGCUGACUUAAAGGGGUAAUUCCCCAGCGUCCGGAACAUUUUGGUCCGAUUGCUGGGUGCGGGCUGCGGGGGUCUUGAUGUCAUGGCUACGCCCUCUCAAUGCAAGUCUAUGGGAGGGGGCGUGGCCACGCCCCCUCACAUAGACUUGCAUUGAGGGGGCGUGGCCGUGACAUCACGACCCCCGCACCCAGCGUUCGGAACAACAUUUUCCGGACACUGGGGCAAUGGAGUACCGCUUUAAUAAAAGAGGUGACAGAUGGGAUGGAGUUACAAAACACUGUCUACACUUGAUGUUUGUUUGUAGUCUGUAACCAUGGAAACACAUAGGUCUGUAUAGGAGCUGUAGACAGAAAAAAGGGUACAGUUUUUUAAUCAAGGCUAUUUGCAAUGUUGCUUGAUUUUUUUCUUAUUUUAGAUGCAUUGAUACAAUAAAUAAUAAGGUUACAAAGGUGCCCACGGCUUUUAAUACCAUUUAUUGCAGAAAUGAUAUGCAUCUUUUUGGACGGUAAGGAUUUACACUUUAAGGGUGUGUUUUCACUCAUUGUACAGCAAAGUGCAUUUUCAUUUGAAAGUGUGUUUACAGUUCAGGAAUUAUUAGUACAUUUAAGAAUAAUGUAAAGGGAAAGAUAGAGGUACAGGAGAACGUGAAAAAAUAGGGGUUUUGCUUUUAUAUAUAAGAUCUGGUACAGAGGAGUUUAGUUAAAUUGAUAACAUUUAUAGGGUGAGUUGAUCCAACAAGGUGUAGUAAGGGUGAGGGAGGGGGGGGGGGAUCUUUGAAUGACAGGUAAUGUGAAAUCAUCACAAGCAUAAGUUAUUGCCUAAAGGGAUUGUCUGUUUAAGAAAACCAAUUUUCAAAUAUCAUAUUAGAAAAUUCUAUGUUAAUAGAGAAGGCUCCCUUGUUGUGGAUCCUUAUCUUUUAGUCAAAGCUGAUGCAUUCUACAUAAAGAGUCUGUUCCUUUAGAGGAUCCUGCACAUUCAUGCAUGACAUGGACAGCUCAUGUACCUUUAUGGGCAUGGUGCAACUUCAGCAGGAAAAUUGAACACAUCCUGCUACGUCUUCAUCCUCAGUUUAUGAUAAACAAAACUCAAAUAAUGUGCAAUACAUAUCGCCAUCCCAAAGCUACAAAUGUUUAUUUAGAAACAUUUUAUUAUAUUCUAUUUGAAUAGUUAUAGUCAGGAAUUUAGAGAGAAAUAGGAAAGACAAAACAUUUUCAGAGACUUGAAAUGACAUUCGUGGCCGACACAUUUGCCCUCAUUUACUAUUGCAAACCCGACAUGGUUAGUCGGGCUGUGCGCCCGAAAUUCUGUCUGUGCCAUAAUUUGCGCCAGAAUUGAAAAAAUCCCGACUAACUCUCCAUUUUGCUAUGAAAACCCGGAAAAGGGGCGUGACCGUCUGGGAAGGGGCGUGUUCACCCAAAAGGGGCGUGUUCCCGACAUUUUUUAACAAAAACCCAUCCCAAUAUAUUUACUAAGGUUUCCACAGAAAAUGUGGUGGAUUUGAGCUGAGAAAAACCCUACAGAUCAGAACAUGUGUAAAAAAAGCAAAAUGUAGGGAAAAGUGGAAAAUGUAGGGAAACCUUAGUAAACACUGUGGAAAAUAAAUUGUAGGGAAUUAAAACCCACAAAGAAACCUACACUCCACUCUUAGUAAAUAAGGGCCAUUGUUUCUAACCAUUAGUUUGUUUUGAGCACGCUGUGUAUUACACAUGGCUUACUUUGGGCCUAUGCAGCAAGUUUCUGAGCUUUACGACAUGUCGUAAAACUUAAAAGUUACUAGCAUCUGAGCAAACUAAUACUUUUCUAAAAGGGCUUCCUUGUCAUUCUGCAAUUCUCUGAAUACUUUGUACAACUUCUUGCCACAUUCAAGAUCCCUACUUACUGUUGGUUAAUGAAAACAUUCUUGUUUAUCCCCAGAGAGUGAAAACAUAUCCUGGGCUUGUCCAAUUGGCUUAGAUGUAUAUUACAAUGUAUACGAGCACUUUCAACAGGUCAUACCUUGGUAAGGCUUUGUUCACACCUGUGUUAGAGGCUCUGUUUCCCGUUAUAGCAAGCAGUGAUCUUGAAAAUGUCACGUUAUUGAAACACAACGUUAUUUAGAAAGUUAUAUAACUCUUCAUUGUAUAAAGAAUAGGCUGCACUUAAGAUUAAGCUGCAAACAGAUUGAAACCCUUUUUAAAGUGUAAAUUUACCAUUUGGUGGCACAAACUUGAGUCUAUCUUUAUGAGCUUUAUUUUAGGAGACAUAUUGGGGUUUUUCUUUAUGUCAACUUACUAACCUGCUCACACAGCUUCACUUUGCCUCCUAUGUAAGUCUUAUAUGAAUACUUAGUAUUUGGAAAACAACAUGAUUGGCUCCAAAAUUCUAAUCAAGUAUUCCAGAAAAUGUCACCUAAAAUUCUGUAUCUAUUUUUUUGGAGGGUAGAUAUUUAUAGUAAAUUCCCAUUAUUAUUGUCUUAGUUUCUGAAGUAUUCAGCAGUGACCUAAUUGGGAAACAUAGUAUUUAGCAAUAAAGCUAUUAAUAGAUGCUGAAUUUCACAACCAAUUGUUUUCAGAUUGUGAUAUCAUUUUCCUAUAACAAACUGUAGGCAAAAGGAGAUCCCGUAUGUGUUGUUGAGAUUAAAAUGCUUGAAACAUUUUCUGUUUGUUGUAAUAACAGAAAAAAGACAAAAGAAUGCAAGAUGGAAAUGUCAAAAAUUGAUCAAAUCACCUUUCAUCAAGUCUUCCAGAAUGGAUGCUGCCCGAGCAUCGGUUCUGAAAGGGUGGUAAGAUAUUACAGUUCCAAGUUUCGACGCAGAUCAAUAACUUGCAAUUUUCUAGCAUAGUCAUUUCUGCAACUGUUUAAUUUUUACAAUGUUAUUUUGUAUAGUUUCAUAAGUUAUUUCUGCUUUCUUUUGGUUUUGGAGAGCAAAAUAGAAUUGUUUAAUCCAAGGGUUGUACUACCCAAUUUUGUACAAGUGUAUAUAAACUGUUCCAAUAAAAAAUGUCAUACAAACA
Hyla sarda is the source of this 8728-nucleotide messenger RNA. It is a transcript of the gene KLF9, whose product is annotated as KLF transcription factor 9. Gene Ontology annotation, molecular function: DNA-binding transcription factor activity, RNA polymerase II-specific; RNA polymerase II cis-regulatory region sequence-specific DNA binding. The record is from RefSeq and is a predicted model, not a curated record. Lineage: Eukaryota; Metazoa; Chordata; Amphibia; Anura; Hylidae. Gene Ontology annotation, biological process: regulation of transcription by RNA polymerase II. Bases 418 to 1221 code for a protein of 267 amino acids. The transcript is spliced from 2 exons.